Echinops telfairi (small Madagascar hedgehog) is the source of this 2581-nucleotide messenger RNA. It is a transcript of the gene TOX, whose product is annotated as thymocyte selection associated high mobility group box. NCBI's taxonomy places the organism in Eukaryota, Metazoa, Chordata, Mammalia, Afrosoricida, Tenrecidae. The transcript is spliced from 8 exons. Gene Ontology annotation, cellular component: nucleus. The record is from RefSeq and is a predicted model, not a curated record. Gene Ontology annotation, molecular function: chromatin DNA binding. The coding region runs from base 12 to 1475 and encodes 487 amino acids. Gene Ontology annotation, biological process: regulation of transcription by RNA polymerase II; leukocyte differentiation.
ACGGUGCGAACAUGUACAUGAACAUGACCGAGCCGAGCCAGGACUAUGUGCCAGCCAGCCAGCCUUACCCUGGUCCAAGCCUGGAGAGCGAAGACUUCAACAUCCCACCCAUUACUCCUCCUUCCCUCCCUGACCACUCCCUGGUGCACACGAAUGAAGUUGGCUCUGGCUACCACUCUCUGUGCCACCCGGCGAACCACAAUGGCCUAUUACCGUUUCUCCCACAAAACAUGGACCUCCCCGAAAUCACCGUCUCCAAUAUGCUGGGACCAGAGGGAUCACUGCUCUCAAACUCCAUUUCUGUGAUGCAAGAGAUUCAGAACCCCGAAGGAACUCAAUAUAGUGCCCUUCCUCAGAUGGCAGCCAUAAGAACAAGGGGUCAACCUGCAGACAUCAGGCAGCAGUCUGGGAUGAUGCCGCAUGGCCAGCUAACCACCAUUAAUCAGUCUCAGCUCAGUGCCCAGCUGGGCUUGAAUAUGGGAGGCAGCAGUGUUUCCCACAACUCACCUUCUCCACCUGGAAGCAAAUCUGCAACUCCCUCCCCAUCCAGUUCAGUGCAUGAAGAUGAAGGGGAUGAAACUUCCAAGAUCAGUGGUGGAGAGAAGCGACCUGCCUCUGACAUGGCAAAAAAACAAAAAACCCCUAAGAAAAAGAAGAAGAAGGAUCCAAAUGAGCCCCAGAAGCCCGUGUCCGCCUACGCACUAUUCUUUCGUGACACCCAAGCGGCCAUCAAGGGCCAAAAUCCCAAUGCUACCUUUGGCGAAGUCUCCAAAAUUGUGGCUUCCAUGUGGGAUGGCUUAGGAGAGGAGCAGAAACAGGUCUAUAAAAAGAAAACCGAGGCUGCAAAGAAGGAGUACCUGAAGCAACUAGCAGCGUACAGAGCCAGCCUGGUAUCCAAGAGUUAUAGUGACCCUGUCGACGUUAAGCCGUCUCAACCUCCUCAGCUGAUCAGCUCAAAGCCAUCUGUGUUCCAUGGGCCCAGCCAGGCUCAUUCAGCCCUGUACCUAAGUUCCCACUAUCACCCACAGCCAGGAAUGAAUCCUCACCUUACGGCCAUGCAUCCCAGCCUCCCCAGGAACAUAGCACCGAAGCUGAAUAACCAAAUGCCAGUGACUGUGUCCAUAGCGAACAUGGCCGUCUCCUCCCCUCCCCCACUCCAGAUCAGCCCCCCUCUUCACCAGCAUCUCAACAUGCAGCAACACCAGCCACUCAGCAUGCAGCAGCCCCUGGGGAGUCAGCUGUCCAUGCAGGUGCAGUCGGCCUUACAUUCUCCAACCAUGCAGCAAGGAUUUACUCUUCAACCCGACUAUCCGACUAUUAUUAAUUCGACAUCUACAGCUGCACAAGUUGUUACCCAAGCAAUGGAGUUCGUGCGUUCCGGGUGCAGAAAUCCUCCCGCCCAACCUGUGGACUGGAAUAACGACUACUGCAGUAGUGGGGCCGUGCAGAGGGACAAAGCCCUGUACCUUACCUGAGAAUCCUAACUUCUUUCCGCUGAUAAAUUCAGGGAAGUCUUUUCACCAUGGAUGGCUUUGUACAGCCAAGGCGGUUCUCCAUUUUGUUAGAAAAUACAGAUUGCUAAGCAUUUAGGAGCUUGUGGGUCAACCACACUGGAAGACAUAGUCAUGCUUCUUUCUUAUCUUUUUUAAUCCUUAAUGGAAAUGGGUUUUCUUUUUCCUUGAAGGAAAUUUGGACCAUUCAGAUUUUAUGUUGGAUUUUUUUUUUUCUCUUUUGCUGUGAAGUGCUGCGCUCUAGUAACUGCCUUAGCAGCUAUAGAUGUCUUGGAUAAAAGUCCUGGAUUUUUCCAUUGGUUUUCUUAAUGGGUGUUUAUAUGAAACUACUAAAGACUUUUUAAAUGGCUUGAUGUAGCAGUCAUAGCAAGUUUGUAAAUAGUAUCUAUGUUACACUCUCCUAGGGUAUAAAAUGUGAAUGUUUUUGUAGCUAAAUGGUAAUUUUAAACUGGCUCAUUCCAGUGUAUUGGUUUCACAAUAGGGGUUAAAUUGGCAAACAUUCAUAUUUUUACUUCAUUUUUAAAGCAACUAAUUCUAUAUUUUCAAAAUAUUUGAAAAAAAAACUAUUCCUAAAUGAUUUUAAUUUACAUAGAAAUUGGCUUUGUGUCAUGGAUCAGACAAAAAGAACUAUUACUAAGGGUAGCGCAAACACCUUUAUUUUGUACUGCAAAAAAAAUUGCUUUUUGUAUCACUUUUUGUGUAAUGGUUAGUAAUCAUCAUUUAAAUCCUUUUAUGUAUAAAACUGCCAAAUGCUUACCUGAUAUUUUAUUAGCUGCAGAAACAGAUUGGAAAUACCUAAAUUAUAACCUUUACAUAUUUCUCUGUAUUAUUGUUUCUUCAUACUGUGUCUGUAUUUAAUCUUUUUUAUGGAAACUGUUGCGCCUAUUUAUGAAAUAAUAAAUAUAGGUGUUUGUAAGUAAAUUUGUUAGUGUUUGAAAGAAGUUUCUUUGAUGUUUUCAUUUUGGCUGGCAAAAAACAAAAUCACGCUUGGUGUGAAUAUUUUAUUUUUGGUUUUUACAGUGACAUGAAUAAAGCCAAACCUGCUUUUCAUUUGGCAGUAUAUUAAGUAA